AUGCGCGUAACCAGAUUAUCGGUCACACUGGUAGGAAAACUGGGCACAAUGGCGUUUGAUACGAACCAUGUAAAGGAGUUGGUUCGCAUCACUUACCCAUCCGUUUUUAACAAACUACUGACUCAAAUAUGCUUUACUCGUGCUUUUUUUGCGGAUUGUUUCAAGGGUAUGCCGACCGAACCUUGUGGGGCCAUCGAGAGUAACCAAAGUUUAUCCUCACCGAUAGUUGCUGAAUCCAUUCCUGAAGAUGCAGAGUCAUCCUCUAUUGCUGCGAAACCAAAUUCAUCUGUGAAGGGCAGAUCAGCAAAAGUGUCCCCAAGAUAUUACAACUCAUUAGCAUACACAUUAUCCGUGUUGAAAAGUAGUGGAAAUGACUCGGACGAUAGUGAUUCGGAGUCUUCUUCCUCACCAUCCCUGCAGGAGAAACAAGAUUACAGUCCUAAGUAUGUAAUUCCACAAGUGCAGGUCUCCAAACCCUCUCCAGAAUUGGAAGAUCAAGGGAAUAAUAAGUCGAUUUUUGAGGAAAUGCGAAUGCUUGGGCUUCCUACAAGUUUUGGACAUCCUAAAUUUGGAGAUCAGUCCACUACUGACCUGGACGCGCUGUUUUUGAACUCGCUCGAAAAUGUCAAAGAAUCACAGUGGCUCGCUCAUAGUCUCACCGAUAUUUGUAAGGAACAUCCAUCCCUUGUUCUUUCAGCAGCCUCGCUUCCUCUGUUUCCACAUAGUGGAUACGACGACAACCUCACCCUAGAAACGCAGUGCAUUUUCGCAGCUGUUUGUCGUGUCAUCGAGUACGGCUUUUGUCCGAAUCAGCCGUGGGUUCAAAUUCCAAGAAAUUUGCGUUUCCAACUCCCGGACUCCUGGAGUGAGGCUUCUCCAAGGGCUGUGAAAUGGGCAAUUCAAUCGUCCCUAUCUUCCGGACAUCGUUGCAUCUUCCGCUACAAGCCCUCCUGCGCCGCGUCCUCUCGCAGGUACGUAAAUCAAAAAUCGCCACCGGAGCAUUUAUACGAGGACGGGGGGGAGACUGCUUCCUCUGUGGAGAAGUACUGGGCUCAGCGCUAUCGCCUCUUCUCACGCUUCGACAGUGGCAUACAGUUUGAUCGAGAGGGUCUUUUCAGCGUCACGCCGGAGGUGAUUGCUGUGCACCACGCGCGGCGAUUGGCAAAUAUACUUGGUGGACCGCCGUCCUCUCAUACCGUUCUCGAUCUCUUCACCGGCAUCGGCGGAAGCUGCAUCCAGUUAGCGGUUGUAGGCUUCAACGUUGUGACGGUGGACGUAAGCGAGUCGAUGUUGCAGAUGGCCAAGGCCAACGCGCGAGUCUACGGCGUGCACAAACGUAUUACCUUCGUCCAUGCUGAUGCCUUCGCCUUCUUGCGGGAAACACGCUAUCGAUUUUCAGCGGCCUUCGCGUCGCCUCCCUGGGGUGGACCCACCUACUCUUCCUCCACCGUCUUCUCCCUGUCUAGUCUCACUAUUUCAGGUGGAGGCGAGACUUGUAAUAACUUCUUCAAUCUUCUAGAGGCGAUCGCUUCUGUGACUGUCUCAGGAGGCCCUGUGGCUCUGUUCCUUCCAAGAAACACUAACGCAGGUCAGUUGUUUGAACUGCACCGAAGGUUCAUAGGUGCCGCGCUGGUGGAUGUGAUUCCUCAGCUGGAAUGUGAGCUUGCACUCAUCCAUGGCAGGCCAAAAGGCCUCACGGUUUACCUCUACUAUGGCGAAGGAAUGGAUAAAGAGGAGUCAGAAUCGAGUUCAACCCGUGUUAGCUUUGGGGCAUUCACAUUGUACCACUGGAUGACGCCCUCGACACAGCUGGUUGACGUACCGCGCGCUCGCUAUGCAUUCAAUAGUGUCGAAGGGCGAUCGAAUGCGCUGGGGCCUGUUCGCACGGGAUCCAAUGACGUGUUUGCGAUAUGA
Molecule: messenger RNA, 1914 nt
Organism: Echinococcus granulosus
Lineage: Eukaryota; Metazoa; Platyhelminthes; Cestoda; Cyclophyllidea; Taeniidae
Product: Trimethylguanosine synthase
Exons: 12
Coding region: 1-1914 (637 amino acids)
Biological process (GO): 7-methylguanosine cap hypermethylation; 7-methylguanosine RNA capping
Cellular component (GO): nucleus
Molecular function (GO): RNA cap trimethylguanosine synthase activity
Source: RefSeq, a predicted model, not a curated record